This is a messenger RNA of Volvox carteri f. nagariensis, 3123 nucleotides long. RefSeq lists its product as uncharacterized. The transcript has 12 exons. Lineage: Eukaryota; Viridiplantae; Chlorophyta; Chlorophyceae; Chlamydomonadales; Volvocaceae. The record is from RefSeq and is a predicted model, not a curated record. The annotation marks the transcript as partial.
AUGGAUCAACAAACGCUUAAAGGGCCUUUAGGCGAGGAACCGGUGUUACUGUUCUUCCGCGAGCACACUGAUGUGCCCUUUUCAUUCGUCUGCCCGCUGAGCUAUCAGCUCUUAAGUGACCCAGUGCAAGACCCCGACGCUGAGGAUGACGAAUCCCCUAUGGAGCGUGAGCCAUUCGAGACGUACCAGCAGCAAUACGGUGUGCGCCCAGGCACAGGCCUCCCACCCAUGGCAGAGCUCGAAACUCUGUCGACACCCCCGGCGAAGCGCGCACGGUUGAGUGAGGUGCAUGCGGCAGCGGCGCUGCAGCCGUUACCCUCAUGGCUGGCCAACGCCGUACGGCAUUGCGGAGCCGUACCGGGCGACGACGACGGCGGCGAGGGCCGGCCGUUGCUCAGCAUCACCGUUGGCAUCCCCCGCACCUUCUUCUGCCCCUUGAGCCGCGUAAUAAUGCGGGAUCCGGCAUAUAAUCGCUACGACGUGUAUCCCACCCUGGAGCGGUCCGCGCUGGUGGCAUACGUGGAGCGUUUCGGCAAGCACCCUUGGUCGGCCACGGCAUUCGGUACCAGUGGCCGUGGCAGUAGUGGCGGCCGGCCGGCGGCUGCACCGUCGGGUAUGAGGCAACCGACUGCCCGGUGGGUACUUGCCACCGCGGCCGCCACUGCUGCACCAUCAUCAGCACUUCCCAGGUCGGGUGGUGGCAGCGGUGAUGGUGGUGGGGGUGCUCGUCGAGCAGUGGAGGGACGGGCAGUGGCAGCAGCCACGGGGACGGAGUCGGGGGCAUGUGGGACUCCACCGCUGAGGUCUGGCAGCAAUCCCACGUUGUCGGAUCCAGGGAGGGUGCAGCAGCAGCCCGGUGGAGGCAGAGGCAGCACCACAACACCACUAAGUUUGCAGGCUGGCAAUUGCCAUGUGCAACAACAGCAACGGCAGCAGGCAUCGCAGAUGUCAUCUUUGGUUGCCGUAUCGACUGCUGCAGCUGCAAUCGCUACAGCAGCAGCACACGCACCUCCAGAACAACUGUCUUCAGCCCCGGAGCUGCAGCUGCAGCCACCGGCGCCGCAGCUUCCAAUACUGCAGCCUGCAGUGGCGGUUGCAGCCGCAGGGGCGAUUACUCCCGGCAUCCAGCACGUUGUGCAUCGUCAUCAGCAUAAGCAGCCGGCAGCAACAGGCUUGGUAGCAGGCAGGGCUGCGGUAGUUGCAGGUGGGAGCCCAAUCCGCAACGGUGGUGGAGGUAGUGGUGCUGUAGGUGCUGUAGGUGCUGCAGGGAUGCCUGAGGUGGCGGCCGGUUCACAGGGGGAUGGAUGGGGCCCCGAGCCAUCUGAAGCAGUGAAUGAAGAGGACAAAGGCAGCCCAGCCCCGGGGCUGAUCGCAGUCAAGAUAGAAUUGGGUCCGGCAGAAGAUCAUAUGGUGAUGCAGCACCCGCCGGGGUUCAUCUGGACCCAGGGGCCAGCUGCAGCCAUGAUCCCCGCAGCGGGAGCGGCAAUAGUGGUUGACUGCGGUGGUGGUGGUGGAGGUGGUAUUGGCGGGUUUGCAGGUGCCGGAGGAGGGCGGAGCUCAGACCUCGUGGACUUGACGAUGGGGACCUCGAGCACCAGUAGCAGCAGCGGUGGCCGCACCAGUAGCAGUGGCGGCGACAUACCUUCGAGCCAUGAGGGUCGUACGGAAACAGCCGCAGCUACAGCUACUUCCGAGGGAGAAGUGGAUAGAGGAGAACAUCAGCAGGGACAGCGCUCUGGGGCAGCUGCGUUGGCGUCAGCGGCAGAUGGCAGCGGCAGCGGCACUUCCUUGGUGCUGGAUGGCGGCCUGUCUCACCCUGGAAGAGGUAUGGCCCGUGCAUUAACGAGCCCGUUGGGGUUGGUUCCUCUGGCGGGGACGACAGCGGGGGCUGCAGGGGAACCGAGCGCCAUACGGCACACAUUGGUGGCACCAGCGGUGGAGGAGGACGAGGCUGCAGAAGUGGUGGACGCAGCAGCUGCUGCAGCCGAGCCUGCAGAGGUGACGUCUGUUCAGCUCCGUGCGGCCGCCGAGGCGGCAGUGGCUCAAUUCGGUGCUGGCUGGUAUCCCCAGGACAGUGCGGAGGCUGAAGGACCGGACCCCGCAGCGGGCGCAGAUAUGGAGCUGGAUGAGGGCGGGGUGGCGGGUGGCUAUGGAGGGGCAGAGGAGGGUGGAGAGGCUGGCACUACCCCAGGGCCGGCCAGUACGGAUGCUGGCCGUAGGAGAUACCGCUUCUUUUCCCCUGAGGAGCUGGAGGCACUGGUGUCCGGCGUGGAGGAGUACGGUGAAAACAACUGGGCGGCCGUGAAGGCCUCCAGACCCCAGCUGGUCAGGAGGACGGAGGGCGGCAUCAUGCAGAAAUGGAGGGCGCUUGUCAAGUACGCCGAGCAGGGGUGGACCACCGGACGUUCACUGCCGCCAUUGGACCUGCAGGCCAGGAUUAACGCUCUGCAGUGCCUGGCACCUCCGCCACCACCAGCUCUACCUCCGCUACCAGCACCUCCCCCGCCACCACCACCGGCACCAAUCGCCGCGUGCGUUCCCCAGGUUCCGGGCUCGGCCGUUGUCCCGGUCCCGCUGAACCAGCAGUCUCCCGCAUGGCAGCCAGUCGGGGCCCAGUUGGGGGAGAAUGGAUACUCCCGGCUCUACUCACAGCAGGAAGUUGAGGCCCUGGUGGGCGGUGUUUUGCAGUACGGCUGCAACUGGGGCAUGAUUCUAGCGAAAUGUCCGGAGCUUAGAAACAGAAAUAAGUAUUCCCUUCGCUACAAGUGGGACAACCUGUGUGCGGUUGUAUCGUCGGGUCGUUGGGAUUGCUACCGCGGGGAGGUGCUGUCCGGGGAGCUCAGGAACAAGGUGGCCGAGGCAUUGGCCGUGUGGGGACGGAGGGGGCCCUUGGGAGGCGGCAAAUGCGGCAGGGGAACAAGCCUAGUAGUGCCAGAUCAUUUGGUGGCCGAACUGUACGGCAAGAAUGUCGUACGGGAGAAGGUCAAGGUUCAGGUCCGUCUCAACGGCAUCUUGCUGCCUGAAGUGUACGACGCUGUACUCCGUCGCUUCAGCGCCCGUCGGCAGUACAUGCUGGUGCAGUGUUCCUCCCUCCGGUGGGCGGUGGAGGAGCAGGGCCGGCUG